AUGAAGUUCUUCACCUCCCUCACUGCUCUUUUCGUCCUCGCCCACACCGCCGUGGCCCUCGUUGUCCCCACUGCCGUCACUGACACCAGCAUCGUCGACUUCAACUCCACGCUCGAGGCUGAUGGCACUCUCGAAGAGAGACAAUUCAACGCCUUUGUCGUCUGCGAAACCACCAGCGGUUCCCCCUACACCGCAGACGUCCUCCGUGCCGCCAACACCCUCGCGAACAAAGCCGCUAUCUGCAAGCAGACCAACGGGUCCGGAUCCAAGUGCACCCAAAUGACCGACCACAAAAGCGCAGCAAUGGGGAUCUGUGGACCUGUUGCGUCUCAGGUCCACUGCAAAACUGCCGGAAAGGUUGGCCGCGCUGUUGCUGAACAGUGCAAUGUCAACGGCUUGGCUGGUGGAUAUGGGCAGUACGAGUGGGGCAGAAUUGUCGUCUAUGUUCCUUAA
Morchella importuna is the source of this 453-nucleotide messenger RNA. RefSeq lists its product as uncharacterized. The record is from RefSeq and is a predicted model, not a curated record. Bases 1 to 453 code for a protein of 150 amino acids. The transcript has a single exon. Lineage: Eukaryota; Fungi; Ascomycota; Pezizomycetes; Pezizales; Morchellaceae.